Lycium barbarum (goji berry) is the source of this 651-nucleotide messenger RNA. RefSeq lists its product as uncharacterized. The record is from RefSeq and is a predicted model, not a curated record. Gene Ontology annotation, molecular function: RNA-DNA hybrid ribonuclease activity; nucleic acid binding. Lineage: Eukaryota; Viridiplantae; Streptophyta; Magnoliopsida; Solanales; Solanaceae. Bases 1 to 651 code for a protein of 216 amino acids. The transcript is spliced from 2 exons.
AUGCAACAUGUUUUUAUUAAUGGUGAAGUUGCUCAGAAGAUCUGGAGACAUUUUGGAAUUCCACUGGGUAUUAAUACACAGCAGAGUACUUUCAGUCCUAAAUCUAUCAUAGUUUGUUGGAAACUACCUACUGGAGGAAACUACCAACUGAACAUAGAUGGCAGUUUUAAAUCAGCUAAUGUCAACGUAGGGAUAGGAGGUAUACUGAGAAAUGAAGAGGGUAACAUGGUUCUUGGUUUUUCAGUACCCAUUCAAUGUGCAAGUAACAUAGAAGCUGAGGCAAUGGCUGCAAAGUAUGGGAUAAAUCUCUGUAUUCAGAAAAACUACUCUCGUUUCAUGCUAGAAGUAGACUCAACUGUCCUGGUUCAGAUGAUCAAUGACAACAAGAGCCUAAACUACUACCUGAACUGGAUCAUGGAGGAUAUUAAAGAAAAGAAGAUACAAGCAAAUAUCAAAGUGGAGCACUGUUUUAGAGAGGCAAAUAGAGUAGCAGACUAUUUAGCCAAGAAUGCUGCAGGCAGCCAGAAUUUUACCUUAUAUGACUCCUAUCAGCAACUUCCUGUAGGGGCUAAAGGUCUAUUCCAGCUGGACAAGAGCCAAAUGCCUUCAAUAAGGAUCAAAUAUGAUAAGGCAAGUUUUUUUGUAAGCUAA